This is a messenger RNA of Penicillium maclennaniae, 297 nucleotides long. RefSeq lists its product as uncharacterized. NCBI's taxonomy places the organism in Eukaryota, Fungi, Ascomycota, Eurotiomycetes, Eurotiales, Aspergillaceae. The coding region runs from base 1 to 297 and encodes 98 amino acids. The record is from RefSeq and is a predicted model, not a curated record. The transcript is spliced from 3 exons.
AUGGAGGUGUUCAUGCCUCGAGGCGCGACAGGCUCUUUGCAGUACAUACAGCUCCAGAAUCCUCAGAUUCAGUCAUAUGGCGCGCGGGAGUUGUUCAGCAGCCUCGGCGAAAGCGACGACGGCAUCAAAGAAUCCUCUUUUCCUCUGGAUGCUUCACUACAUUCCUCCACCGAAACCAAAGGGACAAUCGCUAAGGGCGUCUACGGAAACAAGCUGGGCGACUUCGGCAUGUACGAGAAGAUUGUGGAAAUCACUGAGGUCGAAGAAACCAGAAACAUGAUUUUGGAGGAAGCAUGA